AUGGUGAAUAACAUCCUAAUGUCAUUUAUUUGGUUCUUAUUAUUCUCCCACGUGAUAAGAACCUCCACUUCUUCCACUUCACUGGAUACUUUAGCAGUGAACCAAUCAAUCAGAGAUGGUGAGAGUUUAGUUUCAGCAGGUGGAAUCAUUGAAAUGGGUUUCUUCAGCCCUGGGAGUUCAAAAAGUCGAUACUUGGGUGUAUGGUACAAAAAUGUGUCCCCUAUUACAGUGAUAUGGGUGGCCAAUAGAGAAACACCUCUACAGAACAAUUCAGGAGUGUUAAAGUUCAACGCAAAAGGGUUUCUACAGCUUCUCAACGGCACUACUAACAGCACUAUAAUUUGGUCAUCAAACACAACAAGCAAAGCAGGAAAUAUGAAUAAUCCAAUCGCUCAUCUCCAGGAUUCAGGAAAUUUGGUAGUGAAAAAUGGACAGGAAUCUAAUGACUUUUUGUGGCAGAGUUUUGAUUAUCCUGGUGAUACAUUGAUGCCCGGAUUGAAGCUUGGGUGGAACUUAGAAAUUGGUCUACAAAGAUUCAUAUCAUCAUGGAAAAGUGCUGAUGACCCUGCUGAGGGAGAAUAUGCUAUGAAACUUGACAUUAGAGGAUAUCCCCAGAUGAUUCAAUUCAAGGGGCCUGAUAUAGAUUAUAGACCAGGGCCAUGGCUCGGCGAGUUCCUUGCUGGAUUUCAAGGUCCAGUUCCGGCAGUACAGACAUUUGUGUUCAAUGAAAAAGAAGUGUAUUAUAAGUACAAGCAUUCUGAAAUGUCAAUUAUCAGCAUGUAUAAACUGCUUCCUUCAGGUGCUGCCAAGGCUCUGUUUUGGGCCGUUGGAUCGUACAACCAACAAAACUACUCAAUUAGGGUAGAUGAAUGCGACGACUAUGCCUAUUGCGGUGCGAGUUCUAUAUGCACCAUGGACAGUAACCUUCCAACUUGUGAGUGCUUGAAAGGGUAUGUUCCCAAGUUUCCUCAACAGUGGAAGGUGUAUUACUGGAAAAACGGUUGUGUUCCGAAGAAUGAAUCUAAUUGCGAAAACAAUAUUACGCACAAAACAGAGGGCUUCUUCAAGUACACACAAACGAAGUAUCCAGACACGUCUUCAUCAUGGUUUAAUAAGAGCAUGAACCUUGAGGAUUGUAAGUUGGCGUGCCUGAGAAACUGUUCCUGUGUAGCCUGUGCUAAUUUAGAUACCCGAAAUGGGGGAACAGGGUGUUUGCUUUGGUUUAAUUAUCUCGUUGAUGUGAGGAAAUUCUCUCAAUGGGGACAAGAUCUUUAUGUCAAAGUUCCUCUUUCAGAACUAGAUCAUGUUGCAGCGGAAAACCAUGGAAACAUCAAGAAGAUAAUCGGAAUCACAGUUGCUGUGACUAUUUCGGGAUUAGUUACAUGGGGAUCAAUAUGGAUGAUUAAAAAUCCAGGGGCUGCAAGAAAUACUUUCAGUUUCAGCAAGCGUUACAAAAGAAACCUAAGGAAGGAAGAUGUUGACUUGUCAACGUUUGAUUUCUCGGUCUUGGCAAAUGCCACUAAAAACUUUUCAAGUGGUAACAAACUUGGAGAAGGUGGCUUUGGUCCAGUAUACAAGGGAAUGUUGCCAGAUGGACAAGAGAUAGCUGUGAAAAGGCUUUCGAAAAGAUCUGGACAAGGGCUGGAGGAAUUUAAAAAUGAAGUGGCGCUAAUUUCCAAACUUCAGCACCGUAAUCUCAUAAAGCUUCUUGGUUAUUUUAUUCAAGGAGAAGAAACAAUGUUGAUCUAUGAAUACAUGCCCAACAAAAGCUUGGACUACUUUGUUUUUGAUGAAACCAAAAGCAUGUCACUAGAUUGGCUUAAGCGUUUCAAUAUUAUUGGUAGCAUUGCUCGUGGACUUCUUUAUCUUCAUCAAGACUCAAGACUGAGGAUUAUCCACAGAGAUCUAAAAGCUAGCAAUAUAUUACUAGAUGUAAAUUUGGAACCAAAAAUAUCAGACUUCGGCUUGGCUCGAAUAUUUUUGGGAGACCAAAUCGAGGAUAACACAAAUAGAGUGGCUGGAACAUAUGGUUACAUAUCUCCAGAGUAUGCUGUCCAUGGGCAUUUCUCAGUAAAGUCUGAUGUCUUUAGCUAUGGUGUGAUUGUACUAGAGAUUGUAAGUGGGAAAAAGAACAGGGAAUUUUCAGACCCCAAACACCGCCAUAAUCUUCUUGGAUAUGCAUGGAGAUUAUGGACUGAAGAGAGAGCGCUGGAACUAUUGGAUGAAGUGUUACGGGAACAAUACACACCAUUUGAAGUCAUGCGAAGCAUACAGGUGAGCCUAUUAUGCGUGCAACAAAGGCCAGAAGAUAGACCAGACAUGUCAUCUGUGGUUCUAAUGCUAAAUGGUGAGAAACUAUUGCCAAAGCCAAAGGUUCCUGGCUUUUACAAUGAAAAGGAUUUAAGUGCCGAAUCAAAUUCUUCACCGGCAAAUCACAAAUUAUGCUCAGUUAAUGAAUUGUCCAUCACGGAGUUAGAUGCCAGAUAGGGUACUGAGUCAAGGGAAAUGACAAGUCUUCACCUUCCAACGCGGGAUAUAUAGGUUAUUCGAGCAAACAUAGUUUUUGAAAUAGCUUAUGGUUUUACUAUUAUGAACUCGUGUUUUGACAGUCAAAUAUAUCCAGACACAUGCAUGAGGUAAACAAAUUUUAUAUGAAGACAAUAAAGCUCAAUUGCUAUUUGUUGUAGAAUGUGGUUGAUGUAUUGAACGGGAUUCAAAUCUCCCUUCUCCUUGGAGAACUUUUGACACCAAAGAAAUUGAAAUAUUUU
Molecule: messenger RNA, 2768 nt
Organism: Lotus japonicus
Lineage: Eukaryota; Viridiplantae; Streptophyta; Magnoliopsida; Fabales; Fabaceae
Product: G-type lectin S-receptor-like serine/threonine-protein kinase At4g27290
Exons: 7
Coding region: 1-2487 (828 amino acids)
Biological process (GO): protein phosphorylation; recognition of pollen
Molecular function (GO): ATP binding; protein serine/threonine kinase activity
Source: RefSeq, a predicted model, not a curated record